UCUCUGCUGCCCUGGACCUUUAGGCUUGUCUUGGCCCGUUUGAAGACCAGGAAGUUGAUAAGUCGCGAGGCUCGCUGCUGAGAGACGGUGGCUCGGGUGGGACAGUCGCCAGGGAUGGCGGAGUGUAAGGAUGGAGCGGGUGUCCGGACUGCUCUCCUGGACGCUGAGCAGAGUCCUAUGGCUGUCGGGCCUCUUUGAGCGGGGAGCUGCCCGGCAGCCCCGGAUCAUGGAAGAGAAAGCGCUAGAAGUUUAUGAUUUGAUUCGAACUAUCCGGGACCCAGAGAAACCCAAUACUUUAGAAGAACUGGAAGUGGUAACGGAAAGUUGUGUGGAGGUUCAGGAGAUAAAUGAAGAAGACUAUUUGGUUAUUAUCAGGUUCACGCCAACAGUACCUCAUUGCUCUUUGGCGACUCUUAUUGGGCUGUGCUUAAGAGUUAAACUUCAGCGGUGUUUACCGUUUAAACAUAAGUUGGAAAUCUACAUUUCUGAAGGAACCCACUCAACAGAGGAAGAUAUCAACAAGCAGAUAAAUGACAAAGAGCGAGUGGCAGCUGCGAUGGAGAACCCCAACUUACGGGAAAUCGUGGAACAGUGUGUCCUUGAACCUGACUAAUAGCUGUUUUAAGAGCCACUGAACUGGAAUCAUUUGAUAUAUUUGUUUAAACUCUUUGUAAAAUGUAAAAGACUCAUGUUUAAUACGUAGGUGAUUUGUACCUCAGUGCAUUUUUUUAAAGGAUGAUUUCCAAGCAAGAUUUAAUUAUAAGGUAGUACCUAGUUUGUUCAGUGUUUAACAUUCUCAGGAUUUGUAACACUUAAAUGAUCAGACAGAAAAAUAUUUUCUAGUAAUUAUGUGUCAGAUGAGUUGCUAUUUUUCUGAUGCCCAUUCUGAUACAACUGCUUUUCACAUCAAAUACUUACUGUGCCCAAAUAUAUUCAGUUUAAAUCAUUACUCUGUAAAUAAAUAAAACAGAGGUGA
Molecule: messenger RNA, 976 nt
Organism: Balaenoptera musculus (blue whale)
Lineage: Eukaryota; Metazoa; Chordata; Mammalia; Artiodactyla; Balaenopteridae
Product: cytosolic iron-sulfur assembly component 2A
Exons: 1
Coding region: 131-613 (160 amino acids)
Source: RefSeq, a predicted model, not a curated record